Messenger RNA from Penicillium concentricum, 2190 nucleotides. Its product is annotated as putative cholinesterase. The record is from RefSeq and is a predicted model, not a curated record. Lineage: Eukaryota; Fungi; Ascomycota; Eurotiomycetes; Eurotiales; Aspergillaceae. The transcript has a single exon. Bases 1 to 2190 code for a protein of 729 amino acids.
AUGAUUUCCAAUUUCGUGUUGGUGUGUUUGCUGUCCAGCCAGUGCUUGGCUGAACGCCACCCCCUUGUUGCAUCCCUUGGCGGUCUCCGGGUAUUGCACUACAACAACCUUGGCCCUCAGAACAAUGGAACUUCGGCCGUUUUAGCACACGAUCACUCGACCUACGUUGAUGCCGCUGCAAAAUGCACUGCGCUUGGCGAGAAGCUGUUCCCGUGGUCUUGGAGGCGAAACACCACUCACACCGAACUUGAUUAUGAACUGGACUAUCUCGCCUUUACAAACGAGCUAGGAGCCAAUGAUCACUUAUGGUUAUCGACAGAACAAGAAGAUGGAAAGGGCUGUUUUGCUCUCUCGAUCUCCCAUCGAAAGGUCGUACAGAAAUCAUGCAAAGAGGAGCUACCAGCCCUCUGUACCUCAACCCCUCCGAAAACAACUGAUCUCGACAAUGCCGCAAGGGAAACCACAAAGCUGACCGUAACAUCUGACGAUUAUACCUUGACCGGAUAUCGAGAUGCUCGAUCCUUCCGCUUCCUCGGCGUACCCUUUGCAAGUCCCCCAAUCGAUGAUUUGCGCUUUGCCCCACCGCGACCCUACACAGGAUCGAAGAAUAUCGAUGCGACUAGUAUGGCAGACUCAUGUAUCCAGUCCACUUCGAGCCUGAGCACUUUGCCUAUCGGUGGAAUGUCCGAGAACUGUCUCUAUUUGAACGUCUUCACUCCCUUUCUGCCUCAUAACAUCACCACAAACACCGCGCUCCGCCCCGUGGCUGUUUAUAUAUACGGGGGUUCAUUCACGAGAGGCACCGCAGCCAUGGUUGACUAUGAUGGGGGAAACUUCGCCAGCCGCAGCGAUGUGGUCGUCGUCACGCUCAACUAUCGGCUCGGAGCAUUGGGCUUUCUGUCGACGGGAAACCUGACAACUGGGAGCUACGGUAUUCAAGACCAGAUUAUGGCCUUGCAAUGGGUACAAAAGCACAUCUCUGCCCUGGGGGGUGAUCCCUCGCAUGUUACUGUCUUCGGACAGUCUUCUGGUGGUCAAAGCGUGGUAGCUCUACUCUCUUCCACCGCAGCGAAGGGUCUUUUGUCGGGCGCGCUGGUGCAAUCCGCAAAUUUUGACCUCCCGUGGUUUCCCCGCGCUCUCUACUCUAAAUACAUUGCCCCGGAAGUCGGGAAGGCAGUUGGCUGCGACGGAAACGCUUCCGAAGCCGGUCUCCUGAGGUGCCUUCGUUCCGUCCCGGCUUCAAUGUAUCUCGAUAACUCAACCGCUUUUGAGACAGCUGCAAAGACCUUCUCAUCCAGCAUCGCAAAUCACUUCCACCAUAGCACAGCACUGAGAUCCGCAGCUGAGCCAUUCAUGCCGAUGGUAGACGACACCGGAUCUGGCGUGAUUGAUGAUCAAUUCAACACCCUUCUAGCCAACAACAAGCUCCCCAUCCACGUCCCGACCAUGUUCACCACUGUCCGCGACGAGGCAGGCCUCUACAUGGACAUUUUCAGCUUGAUUAAGGGCCCACUUGCUACCUUGCUUAAUGUCACACUCGGCGACACCCUCGCGCAGAAAGUGAUAUCAUCUGACACUUAUAAUGCCAAUAACUCGGACCGCAAUGCUGUCCUCAACGCUGUUUCCGAUGCCUUGACGCACAGCCAGUGGGUUUGUCCACAGGGUUAUCUUCUCGAUAAUUCCAAUUCCGCAUUCCCAUCUCUAUACGAAAUCCAAAUAGCAGAUGGUCAUGCGCAGACAUCACAUAUGCCGGAUAUCUGUUAUCCGAAUAAUGUAUACAACGCUUCCUGUCAUACCUCGGAGAACUUGCUCGCGUGGGGUACACUGAAUAUGAAGACCGAAGAUGUGCGCCCGUACUACGAUGAUCGGGAUAUUCUUCACUCGCAGCUUAUCCAUGAUGUAUUUGGGGCUUUCUUCCGUGAGCGAAACCCAAAUCCGGAUUUGGAGUUCUUGAAAGCCCGUGGUCCCGCGUAUGCAAGUACUCUUUCGAUAUUUGGUGGGGAGGUUGGUUCGAAUUCCUUGCUUGAACGUGCUGCGAGAGGGCUUGUUAUUGAGCAGUAUGCAUCGGAGCGUAAUAUGACGCUUCUGGGGAUGCCGCCGUCUACUACGGUGAAUUUCAGGGACAAGGAUAUUUGUCCUGUAGUACGUGAGUAUGGGUUUACCUUCCAGAGGGCCGCGUUGUCGGAUUAA